Molecule: messenger RNA, 873 nt
Organism: Cyprinodon variegatus (sheepshead minnow)
Lineage: Eukaryota; Metazoa; Chordata; Actinopteri; Cyprinodontiformes; Cyprinodontidae
Exons: 5
Coding region: 205-873 (222 amino acids)
Biological process (GO): negative regulation of gene expression
Cellular component (GO): nucleus; cytoplasm
Molecular function (GO): transcription corepressor activity
Source: RefSeq, a predicted model, not a curated record
AGUCUAAUCCUACCAAAACUGAUUCCAAAGCUGAGUCAGACGAGAACUGUUGAAUAGUUGUUGUCAUCUUCCUUGUUAUGCUUUUUCCAGCAUCGUGCAGGUUUGUCGUCAUGCCCUCAAAACCUGGCUAGCUUUGCAUCCAGACAUUCUGGCCCACCAGUUCUAGGGCCUGGGGCAUUGAUUGAGGCCAGACCAAACUCGCAGAUGGAUGUUUCUGGCCAAGAAGCAAAGAGUGAGCCACCUGCUGGAGCUGGUGUUCGAGUAGAGAUUGGUUUAGGAACCAUUGAGAAUGAGCAGGUGGAUGCCAUUGUAUCACUGAUGGUUGGCCAUGAUCCUGCCUCUACUCGCAUUGGAAAAAUUUUAAACAAUGUCACUGGUGGUCAGUUGGAAGUUAAGUUUUACCAGGAAGCAGGAGAAGCAACUCUUCCAAGUGAAACAGUUGUGGUUGAAGGGUUACCUGGUCUUAAAUGUAAAGCAGUCAUUUUCCUCAACUUACUCUGCUGGGAUGAUAACCAAAAUGGAUCAGCAGUCCAGGCACUUAGACAGGGGAUCAAAAGGAUUUUUGCUAUAUGUAAUAUCAGAGGCUACAGUUCAGUCACUCUUCCAGUGCUUGGAACUGGUGUUUUAUUGCGUUUUCCACCCAAAAUUACUUCCUUAAUUCUUCUGGAGGAAGUUGGUUUAUAUGGACAAAACCAGAUCAGCAGAUCAGGCUUCCUUGUUCGAGUCAUUAUUCACCCAAAGGACAAAGAAUCAAGUCAGGCAUUUUGGUCUGCUCAGGGGAUAUUGCUUCAAAGAGGAUUCAUUAACAAUAUUAUUCCGGAUCAAGGUACUUUUACCAAACCUUAUCUAUACAGGGCUUUAUUUGACCAAUAA